UUUAAACUUCCUCCAAAUUUGCCUGAUAAUCCUUCAGUCUUUUUUUCUGAACAAUCGAGCCAAGUUACAAUUGGGUUAUCAAUGGUUACAGAUAAUCUAAAUAAAAAUUAUGAUCGAAUUUUUGAAGAACUGCUUUUGGAAAAGAAAAAUAAAUUUGAUAUUAGUGAUAUUCAUCAAAAGGUUAUUGAAACC
Messenger RNA from Racocetra fulgida, 192 nucleotides. Lineage: Eukaryota; Fungi; Glomeromycota; Glomeromycetes; Diversisporales; Gigasporaceae. The record is from the annotation of a GenBank genome assembly.